Doryrhamphus excisus (bluestripe pipefish) is the source of this 7727-nucleotide messenger RNA. It is a transcript of the gene pcdh19, whose product is annotated as protocadherin 19. Gene Ontology annotation, molecular function: calcium ion binding. Gene Ontology annotation, cellular component: plasma membrane. Lineage: Eukaryota; Metazoa; Chordata; Actinopteri; Syngnathiformes; Syngnathidae. The record is from RefSeq and is a predicted model, not a curated record. Gene Ontology annotation, biological process: homophilic cell-cell adhesion.
GAGGGGAUGGUGAGGGGGACUGCGGGUCCGCACGCACUGAGAGCUCGGCUCUGAGCUGCUGCGCGUCCACCAGUGUGCGUCAGUGAAGCGGGAGGAACACAUGUUCGAGUCCGCCUCUGGAUGAUAUGAGCUGCUGAGUCCUCUAGUGUUCACUCAGUUGUAUAUGUGUUUUUGGAACGGGAUUCUUUAUGGAUAUUUGCUAUUUUUUCCAAGUGUUUUGCAGUGGAAAGUGACAGCUGUAAGAGUUGAUUAGGGGAUGUAAGAGGAGCAGAGUAGACAUUCCUGCAGCGGCAAACCAAAAAUCGGACUGUCCCCCCCGACUUCACCUCUUCUUAUUUGAAGGAAAUGGAACCUUUGCUUUGAGGUGAGGCGACUUUUUAGCCUUUUGCGUACUUGCCACUGUGGAUUCCCGGAGCCAAAUGAGACAGGUUGUGUGAUGAGGACAUGCACAGGGGCACUCGCACAGUGAAAUCACUGCAGCCUGCCCUGCACAGCGCACAGCCCCGCCGUGAGCCCUCGCUGCUCCACACCGGAGCGGAUGUACCACUUUGAUAGAUUUAAAAAAAGAAAACAUUCCUCUCAACACUUUUUUUGUGAACAUGAUUGAGGAGAUCCACGAUCGCGAGUGUUAAUCAAGCUCUUUGUAACUCAACAGGUCCAAUCCAAAGCCUGGAAAUGGAAUUAAUUCAUGUAAUUGUGCUGCUGCUCUUGUUCUGGGUGUGCGCCGAGGCUGUCAUUAACCUUAAAUACGGAAUAAACGAGGAGAUGAAGCCCGGCUCCGUGAUUGGGAACGUGACAAAGGACGCGCUUAAACAGGGAUUCCAAAUCGCGCCGCAGCCGCCCUACUUGCGGGUCAUCUCCAAUUCGGAGCCGCGCUGGGUGGAACUGAGCCCAGCGGGGAUUCUUACCACGCAAAUGAAGAUCGACCGGGAUGUAGUGUGCCGCCAGAACCCCAAGUGCAUUAUUUCUCUGGAGGUGAUGUCAAACUCUAUGGAGAUCUGCGUCAUCAAAGUUGAAAUUGAAGAUUUGAAUGACAACGCGCCGAAAUUCCCCACCAGCCACAUCGACAUUGAAAUCUCUGAGAACGCCUCCCCUGGGACCAGGUUUCCCCUGGAGGGGGCUAGCGAUCCGGACGCGGGCAUCUUCGGCGUGCAGUCCUACUCGAUCACCCCCAAUGAGCUCUUUGGACUGGAGAUAAAAACGAGAGGGGACGGCUCCAAGAUUGCAGAGCUUGUGGUGCAGAAAUCACUAGACCGAGAGACUCAGUCCCACUACAGUUAUGAGAUCAGCGCUGAGGAUGGAGGAGACCCGCCAAAAAUAGGCGCGGUCCAAUUAAACAUCAAAGUCAUCGACUCCAAUGACAACAACCCUGUUUUUGACGAGCCUGUGUACACCGUUAAUGUCAUGGAGAACUCUCCCAUCAACACUUUAGUCAUAGAUCUAAACGCAACAGAUCCAGACGAGGGCACCAACGGCGAGGUGAUGUACUCCUUCAACAGUUACGUCACCGAGAAGACGAGGGAUGCUUUCAAAAUUGAUCCCCGCACCGGGAUCAUCACUGUCAAUGGCGUUCUGGAUUACGAGACCACCCAGAUCUAUGAGAUUGACGUGCAGGCCAAAGACCUGGGUCCCAACUCCAUACCGGCUCACUGCAAAGUCACCGUCAAUGUGAUGGACACCAACGACAACCCGCCCAUCAUCAGCCUCCUGUCCCUUAACACAGAGAUGGUGGAAGUGAGCGAGAAUGCCCAGCGUGGCUACGUCAUCGCCCUGGUGCGCGUCUCUGACAAGGAUGCCGGGGCCAACGGUAAGGUGCAGUGCCGGCUCCAGGGCAACGUGCCCUUCCGGCUGCAGGAGUACGAGAGCUUCUCCACCAUCCUGGUGGACGGACGGCUGGACCGGGAACAGAAGGACACGUACAAUCUGACCAUCCAGGCCGAGGACAGCGGCAUCCCCCCCCUGCGAGCCACCAAGUCGCUGGUGGUCAAAGUGACGGACGAGAAUGACAACCCUCCUCACUUCCUCAAGCCACAUUAUCAGGAGAUGGUGAUGGAGAACAACUUGCCCGGUUCCUGUCUGCUGGCGGUCUCGGCAGAAGACCCCGACCUGGGCAUGAACGGCACCGUGUCCUACUCCAUCGUCCCUGGUGAGAUUAAACACAUGGACGUCAACACGUACGUGAGCAUCAACCCCUCGGGCCGUAUUUACUCCAUGAGGUCCUUCGACCACGAGUACACCAGGACGUUUGACUUCAAAGUCCUAGCCAGAGACAACGGCAAUCCGUCCUUGUCCAGCAACGCCACCGUGAGAAUCGUUGUGCUGGACGUCAACGACAACACCCCCGUCAUGACCAACCCGCCUCUGGUGAAUGGCACCGCCGAGGUGUCCAUCCCCAGGAACGCCGGCGUGGGCCACAUGGUCACUCAGGUGAAAGCGGAUGACUAUGACGAGGGCGAGAACGGGCGCCUCACCUACACCAUCUCUGAGGGCGACCGGGCCUUCUUCGAGAUCGACCAGGUCAACGGCGAGGUGCGCUCUACCCGAAUGUUUGGGGAGAAUGCCAAGUCCACAUACGAGAUAACGGUGGUUGCCCGCGACCAUGGCAAGCCCUCACUUUCCGCCUCGGCCUACAUCGUUGUGUACCUCUCGCCGAACCUCAACGCGCAGGAGUCUAUCGGACCCGUUAACCUGUCCCUCAUCUUCAUCAUCGCGCUAGGCUCUAUUGCAGCCAUCCUCUUUGUCACCAUGAUCUUUGUGGCUGUCAAGUGCAAGAGGGACAACAAAGAAAUCCGGACGUAUAACUGCAGUUUCUUCUACUUGCGCAGGGUGGCCGAGUACUCCUACGGAAACCAGAAGAAGUCGAGCAAGAAGAAGAAGCUGAGCAAGAACGACAUCCGUCUGGUGCCACGCGAUGUCGAGGAAACAGACAAGAUGAAUGUGGUGAGUUGCUCCUCGCUCACCUCCUCGCUCAACUACUUCGACUACCACCAGCAGAGCCUGCCGCUGGGCUGCAGGCGCUCCGAGAGCACCUUCCUCAACGUGGAGAACCAGAACUCACGCAAUGCCGCUCCCAACCACGGCGGCUAUCAGCACCAGUUCACCGGUCAGGGCCACCAGCAGCCAGACCUCAUCAUCAACGGCAUGCCACUGCCAGAGACGGAGAAUUAUUCAAUUGACUCCAGUUACGUGAACAGCAGAGCCCACCUCAUUAAAAGCACAUCCACAUUCAAGGACCUGGAGGGGAACAGUCUGAAGGACAGCGGCCACGAGGAGAGCGACCAGACAGACAGCGAACACGAUGUCCAGCGAGGACACUAUGUUGACACGGCUGUCAAUGACAUGCUCAACAUGACCGUCCCCCCCAAUGUUUGCCAGCUGCCAGACCAAGGUGGUGAACCCACCGAAGGCUUCCACUGCCAAGACGAGUGCCGCAUCCUCGGGCACUCAGACCGCUGUUGGAUGCCUCGCGUCCCUAUCCCAGCACGCGUCAAGUCGCCUGAGCAUGCCCGCAACGUCAUCGCUCUGUCGAUCGAGGCCACCACGGUGGAUGUUCCCCACUAUGAGGACGGCACCACUAAAAGGACUUUUGCCACCUUUGGCAAGGACGGGCACGAGGAUGUAGAGCGAGGCGACAUGAAGGGUAAGCGGACUCAGGAGUCUCAGGUGUGCAGCCCCAAAGCCAAUGGCGGGGCGGUGCGCGAAGCCGGCAACGGGCGAGAGGCGGCCAGCCCUAUCACUUCCCCCGUGCACCUGAAGAGCCCCAUGUCCAAGCCCUCGUCUGCCUACAACACACUGAAAUGCCGCGACGCCGAGCGCAUCGCCAACCACAGCCUGCUCCGGCAACCGGAGGGGAAAGACAGUGAGCCGUCGGUGCGGGAGAUCAACACGCUUCUCCACGACGGCCGCGAUAAGGAGUCCCCCAGCAGCAAGCGCUUGAAGGACAUUGUGCUUUAGCGAGCUUCACCACAACACACUUAGUGUAAACUCACAUAUAUAUAAAUAUAUACCCCGCAAUAGCGUGCAUUGACACAAGAGUCCAACAGAGGGACGAGACCAGACACACCCAUUUGCAGUCUGCAAUAUUCAAGAGUGUGCUGCAGCUAGUUGUGUGCUCAUGCCAAGGUAGUGGAUGUGGCUUUGUUGUAGUUGCGGUACUUUUUUCCUAUUUGCUUUUUCUUUGUCUUUAUUUUCUUGCUAUCAGCAGUGAGUGGACAGGCAGGUUACUGUUGACUGCACGGACGUGGCUGUCGGAGCUUGCCAGCCCUUACGCCAAAGCAGGACAUGUUUGGACACCCCUGGGUGCCGACGCUUAAGUACAGAUAUGCCUUUUUCAACGACUUUUGUAUCACAAUUAAAUAUUUGCCUUCUUUGGUUUUGCAGUUGGUUCUAGCUGCCAAAAUCGCUCUUUGUUCCUUUGUAUAGUGAGCUCCGUUGAUGUAAUGAGAAAGACACAGGAUUCAUUGACAAAUAUACUUCUUCAGUUUGUUGCGCAUCCGGGAGACGGGAAAGGGUGACCUCUCCGUCUCAUUUGCGCCUCACCCUGCCAACUAAUAAGAGAGGCUCUCGCUGCAUCUCGGAGGAUAUCCCGGUGUCACCAGACUGUGAGGUGUUUACAGUGUUUAGAUUCUGUCAAUGAUGGAGCCAAAUGAACUGACGCAGCCUCUCGCAAAAAUGGACGGACCCGGCUGUACACCUCCAUAUCAGCGGGGGUGCCCAACCUUGAUUGUAGUCAGUGGAGCACAAGUUAAAAAGCCUGUGCUCCGGUCUUGUACUUUUUCUGACUUUUGACUAUGGGGCUAGGAUAGAAGGGAUCGUCACUCUUGUCUUGCUAUGUGAAACUCUGUAUAGGGUUGACUAUUAUCAUUUUUAUUAACCUGUUGUAAUGUGACAAUCCCUUUAAAUGUUUUGUUUUAACAGAUUAAAAAAAAAUAAACAUAAACAUUGGUGUUCGACUGAAGCUACAGUAGCGUUUGUUACACAAACACAAAAAUAAAAAAAAACAUAUGCCAAAAUAUAUUUUAUAAAUAAUUUAAAAAUGUAUAAUGAGAAUAUUUAAUGAUGUGUAGUUAUUCUAUGAGUAAGUUAUACCUGAAAUUAACUUGCUUUUGUUUUGUUUUUUUGUCUUUUGCUUUUAUAUUGAACCAGAUUUUGUUUUGUUUUUUUCAAAAUUAUCUGUUUUUUGGUUUACUGUGUUACCCCCUGGCAACUGUUGACUUGCAGUCUACCUUGUUGUAAAGAGUUUCUUAUUGGUCAGUUCUUGUGCCAUCAAGUUUCUGUGUGGGCUACUAGAAAAUGUAAAAAAAAAAAACAACAAAAAAAAGACAAAAAAAAGAAGCAAUUUCAGCACCAACAUUAGUGUGUCAGUCCAAUGAGCUUAGAGUGAGAUGGCAAAAGAAACCAAAAAAUUAAUAAAUAAAUAAAAAUGCAAACAAACCAUUAAUUUGGAAGAUGGGGUUCCACCAGGUCUCCUGCUAAGCCCAGACAAGUUUAGGCAAAACGUUUUAUUUUUUAAACCUCCAGUUGAGAGUCUGGGUUCACCCAGCACUUUUCUCAUGAGGCUCCACCUGUGUUGACUUGAUCAAGUUUUGAUCAUAGUGAUAUAAACAGAACUGCCCCAACCCCCCCCCCCCCCAGCAUCAUGCAGCAGGUGAGAAAGAUUGAUGUCAUUCUAGGACAUCAGCAAUGUGGGGUUUUUUGUUGCUUUGCAGUAAAUUAUGUACAACGUGGAACAUGUGAAUGAAAGUGGACAGACUGCAUACAUACAAAAAAAUUAGAUCUUGUAGCUGAAUGUUUUGCUGGUCUCACCCUUGGCUUCUGGCAAAAUGAACAUCGGAAUAAUCACUGAAUGUAUACAGCAGCUUACAAUUAAACUAUUAAAUGUGGUCUGCUUGGUUUUUCUGGUCUUUUCUGCACACACGUAAAAAAAAAAUGUAUAUAAAAAAGUGUCCAAUGUGUUCAUUAGGAGACAAUGUCUGAGCUUCAAGCCACUGAGUGGUCAUUAUCCCUUGGCAAUGUUUUGCUUUAUAUCAAGGAAGCAAGUGGUGGACGAAGAUAUAGAGCCAAAUUCUGUGGUGUUACGUGAACAUUUCAUAGCCUCUGUAUCGCAUGUAAACCUUGUUAAAAACAACACACAUCGCAAGACAAAACUAAAAGCUCAACCCUGAAACCCACAGCCAAUUUACCAACAACUAAAUAAACACAUUUAGUUUACACCACGAUACGGCACUGCAACAUUGUUGUUGUGGUAUCCCAAGUUAUCCCCAACCACAGAAAUGUCUGUAUUAUUUUUGUUGGAAAAAUACAGUUGCAAAUGCAAUCCCGGGAUGUCCGAAAAUGAGUUGGAAGAAGCAGAUCUUAUGUAAUACUUCCAACCAUGGUAAUUACAGUUUAGUGUGUUUAAAUGUUAUCAUUUUCUAGGAGGGAGAUAAACGAAUGGAGCAUGUGUGAAAACAGAUUAUGCAAUAAAAAGGCAAAAGAAAAGUUAUGUGGUUAAACAAAGAAACAAUGAAAGAAAACACAUUUUUACUGCUGCAAAUGGCAUUACAAGUUUACAACGACAGCAAUGACUAGUAUAUUUUAACUGAGCACAAUUCAUUUACCAUCUGCAAGAAGGUAAAUGAAUUGCAUCAGUCAGUGCCAUGCAAUAUGUGUCCAUGUCCAUUGUGUUUGUCGUAAUAAAAUGGAAAUUAACAGUCGCAAGUGGCACCGGCUGCAUUAAUAUUCACCACUCUCUCUAUUGCCAUUUCCCAUUAUUUCACGAGCGGACCUUUUGGGAAAAUUCCUACAAGUGAGGUGUGCGUCUAUUUCUGGUUGAGAGUGUUCCUUUUGUUUCUCGGAGUGCGUCACCUGAUGCCUUUUGUGAGACAAAAAUACACAGAAGUCACAGUAAAGGUGACAAGUGCUGUGGAAGGCAGGGGUGUCCAAAUUUUUUCCACCAAGGUCCGCAUACAGAAAAAUGAAAGAAUGCAGCUGGGCGCCGCUUUGAUGAUCUUUACAUAUCUGUAGAUAAAACACGGCAAAACCAAUCUAAUGUAUGUCAAGAUAAGCUAAGCAGUUAAAUACGCAGUACAUUUCCCAUUUUGCGCAUUGCCAUUUUGUGUGUGUCACAAAGAUGAUGAAAUAAACACAGUGGAACCUUGGUCAGCAUCAUUAAUUCAAAAUGUAACCGAAACCCACAUUUAACCAAAUCAUUUUUUCCCAUAAGAAAUAAUGUAAAUCUAAUUAUUACCAUCCAGAAAGCCAAAAAUGACUAAUAACAAGUGGUUUUAACAAUUAUAGUUUCUCAUGCAUAAAACAAUUCAAAAUGCAUAUAAAUACAUAGGAUGUGACCAAAAACAGGAAGGUGGUGGUGGUGGAUGAUCUCGCUGCCACAACGUGUCUUCGGGAACAUUCAUGUCAUCAGUGAAGCUGACGUUUGUCCCUUUCAUUCAUUAUUUAUAUGCAUAUAAUUUAGAAUUGUUUUAUGCCUGUCAACUAUAAAAACGUGUUAUGGGUUAACAGCUUUGAGCGUCAACUGCUGAUGACAUCACAGCGAGCUCUGUUCGCCCUUUUGUUUAGCUAGCAAAUAGGAUGCUAGCUGGAUUCACGCAGUGUAUUAUCAACAUAACAAUAUCUGCACUAUAUCGUACGCUAACUGUCCAAUUCAACCAAACCGAGGCAAAAUUGUGGCAUAACUUUUCAGCAUUUUACUAAGAUAACAUGCUAACAUAGCCAACGCUAACUGAAGU